This is a messenger RNA of Megalops cyprinoides (Indo-Pacific tarpon), 771 nucleotides long. RefSeq names its product coiled-coil domain containing 103 (gene dnaaf19). The transcript is spliced from 3 exons. Gene Ontology annotation, biological process: epithelial cilium movement involved in extracellular fluid movement; determination of left/right symmetry; inner dynein arm assembly. The record is from RefSeq and is a predicted model, not a curated record. Gene Ontology annotation, cellular component: outer dynein arm. Lineage: Eukaryota; Metazoa; Chordata; Actinopteri; Elopiformes; Megalopidae. Bases 1 to 771 code for a protein of 256 amino acids.
AUGGAGGAUUCCGAUGUCAUUAAUUUUUCAGCACUGGAGAAGGAACUGCAGUCUGCGCUGGCGGCAGACAAGAAAUACCGUAGAGAAAAUGAUGCGAAGUUUCGUGCCAUCCAUCAGAAUGUUGGCUCGUAUGAGGAGUUUAGGGACAUAGUGUUGGCGUCCCACCUGAAACCUCUGGACAAAAAGGAUAAGGCCGGAGCCCCACGCAAGCAGCCAUGGAAUGCCAUUGCAGCUGGUACCAAGCAGCAGGGCAGCGCUUUCUGUGAUGUGAUUGAGGUGUCUGAGCUCCACCCGAGGACAGCGGCAGAGUUCAGCCGUGACUGGCGCAGGUUCGGCGGAAGCGCGCCGGACCGGUACCGCCUGCUGAUCUCGCUGGGCGGGGAAGGUCUCCGGCGGAUCUUCAGUGCAGAGAUUGGGUUCGGCCUCCUUGGCGAGUUCCUCUCGGUCCUAUCAGAAUGUCUCCAGCCUGGGGACGUGACCGCAGUGGUGGCAGUCCUGGAGGGGAUGUCCCAGACGGGCCGCUUUGGCCUAAACGUGUCCUUCUUAAGCCAGGAGGAGUGGAACAGGUGUCUGCAGCUCUUCCGCAGGCUGCUGGGCAUUGUGGGUGAUGGCAUUCCUUUAACCACAGAUGAACAGUGCACAGAGUUGCCGGGCAUUGAGGGAGACAAAGUCUUACCAAAGCACAAUGAGACUACAGAGUGGGAGAAUGUAGAAGAAAAACUGAAAGCUUUAAUGCAACUCUAUGGUGUUCAAGUUGAGUGUCUUAAGUGA